Myotis davidii is the source of this 1350-nucleotide messenger RNA. RefSeq names its product Tctex1 domain containing 4 (gene DYNLT4). Gene Ontology annotation, molecular function: dynein intermediate chain binding. Gene Ontology annotation, cellular component: cytoplasmic dynein complex; cytoplasm. The transcript has 2 exons. Gene Ontology annotation, biological process: microtubule-based movement. The coding region runs from base 676 to 1335 and encodes 219 amino acids. The record is from RefSeq and is a predicted model, not a curated record. NCBI's taxonomy places the organism in Eukaryota, Metazoa, Chordata, Mammalia, Chiroptera, Vespertilionidae.
ACCUGCUCACAGGAGUAACACUCCCAGGUUAAGUCAGAGCCCGGAGGGAGGGAGGGAACCAGGAAGGGAGGAGUGCUUGCCCAGCAACCCAUGGCCACUCCACAACACAGGCAAGGGGCCCUUCUCCCACCUGCCGGUCAGGCCGCCCAGGCUGUGAGAGCCGGAGGCCAAAGGCUGCAGGUGACAGGGUGCCUGCGGGAUUUCAGAAGAGAGCUGCCAUCCAAGAACUGAUCCGGGAGGUAGGGCCAGAGGCCAAAAGCAGUGAGCGAAGGAGCUUCCUGUACUGCCCGCCCCCAGCCUCAGCCAGGUGUGGGGAGAAAUCUGUGCCCACCGUUCUAGCAGCAGGUGCGGGUGGAAGAUGACUGGAUUUAACACCCACAGGGCUAGGACCUGUGGGUUGGAGUUGGGUCUGUCCGUCCCUCCUGGUUAGGGGUUGAAGGCACCACUGUCUAGGCUGAGGCAAAAAACAGAUACCUCCACCCCUUCUCCUGCUGGCUGACCCCCAGUGUCCAGGCGAAGGAGCUCAAGGGACAGGGUCGAGUCCAAGAUGACAAUCUAAACAGCAUCUCUUUCCUUGUUUUUGUCCCUAACAGCCCUUAAUCCUCUAAGCACCUAGGAAUCCACUCAGCCCUGGACUAUUUGAUUUACGUGUCUCAAAAACACAGCAGCAGGUCCAUGGCUGGUAGGCCUGUGCCCCCUGGACGCCAGGAGGAGGAGACUGCCAAAGACCCCGGGUUGAAACUAUCGCUGGCCCGGCCUCCGGGCCAUCUGCCCAGCAUUGAUGAGGCCCGACCAGCAGGUCCGGGCCCAGCCUCCCGCCGUGGCUCAGUGCUGGGCCUGACUUCAUCCUUUUCCCGCCGCAACUCACUGGCUGGACCAGGCAUGGGUCCUGGGGGCCGGCGACCGUCCUUGGGCCCAAUGCCGCCUUUAGGCUCAAGGAUCAGCUUCUCCGGGUUGCUCCUGGCACCUCCUCGGCGGAUGGCACCCUCAUAUCGCACCGAGCCAGCGCCUGGGGAGCGCUGGGAGGCCGUGCGAACACAACAUGCCCUGGAGGAAGUGCUGGCCACAGGACUACAAGACACAGUCUACUCUGGCACCAAGGCAGGGCCCCUGGCGCGGGAGCUGUGCGAACUGGUGCACACGCGCCUGCGAGAGCUCAGCCCGCCCCGCUACAAGCUGGUGUGCAGCGUGGUGCUGGGGCAGCACACGGGCCAGGGCGUGCAUGUGGUCAGCCGUGCGCUCUGGGACGGGGCGCAUGACGGCCUGGCCUCCGCCACCUUCACCAACGCCUCGCUCUUUGCAGUGGCCACGGUCCAUGGGCUCUACUACGAGUGAGGAAGCAUCCAAGUU